AUGCGUCUUCUGCAGAAAUACGGAGAUAGCACAGCUCAGCUGAAAGCCUGGGCAGUCAUUCGCUUCAUAAAUCACUUUGGCUGCGUCCCCGAAGACAUCAAGAACCCCCCGCUUUCCCUACCCCCCUGUUGCGCUUCUUGCUAUCCCCACUGCCUCAAAGAACACGUGCCGGGAUGCAACAAUUGCAUAGAUCCCCCUACAGAUCGGCACUUCCUAGGGAUACCUCCAUCCGCGGGAGCCGCACCUGCAGGAUCUGCCAUUGGCACGCCGUGCAGGCUUAGGCCCUUAGCUGCCUUGGAGGGACGAUCCUCUGCCGCAGAUGGCGCAGGCGACGACGCUUCCGAAGAAAAAGACUUGCAGCUACGUGCCUCACCUGCAGACACGACGCUGCUCUCGGAAGCCUCUCCCGAGCUGGGGAUUUUGAGUGCAACAGGUUGCAGCAGCAGCAUUAGCAGUCGCUUCGAGUUUCUCGCGGCGCAGGCAAACAAUGCGAAAGGGGCCUCCUCUUCUUCUGCCUCCUUUCUGAAGGGCAGCUCUCCGCAUGCGACAGUCGCCUUCCAGCCGCUGCCUCCCGCCGCUGUCGGCGCUGCCCCUUCCCUCGCUUCUGAGAGCUUCUUCGCUGCUGCUCAGGAGCUCUCCUCGACUGGAGGGGUGAGGGGGGGAAGCGCUUCAGGACGCCUCAUCAGUGCCGCUUACGCAGGCGUUCUCGCCGAGAUGCGCGGGGAUGGAAUUUCCCAAAGAAACGCAGCAGGAGAGACCACUGCCAGCGCUGCAGCCUCGCUAGAGGGCAUGCAAGACAACCCUCCUCCCGCGAAGCGUUCCCGAACGGAAGAAAGCCUGCUGGCAGAAUUACAGCUGCAGCAUCAGCUGGCAACGGCGGCUCAGCAGCGGCAUCUGCAAGACGGUGCGGGAGAGACUACUGCCUUGCGCCACGCAGGCGAACGAGUUUCUUCUUCUUGUUCCUCUGGUGCUGCUGCUGUAGGCGACGGCAGCAACAACAGCAACAGCAGUGCUCCGGCGCUAGUGGUGGGAGGCACACUGCUGCCGCAGCAGGUUAUAAAGGGAAGCAGCGGCGUUCACAGACCCUCGCUGCACCUUCCGUCUCUUCCUGGCGAUCUCGAUCUGUCCACGACUUUGCAGCUGCAGCGACAACAGCAGCAACUGCUCGAUCAACAGCAACAGCAGAUGUCGUGUGAGGAGGAAAGUGAGGGAGCUUUGCCCCACGUAUACACCGUCUACGCGGAGUUUCUCUUGCACGAAGUGCUUGCCGAGAGCCACCCCGCUGCGCAGCAAGAGCAUGGGCUUCCUCUUGCGGAGAGUGGGAGCUUGGAAGCGGCUGCAGCGCAAGUGGCGUCUACGGCGCAAGUGGCAUCCACAGCAGCAGGGAGCAGCGACGUCGAUGCAGAGGGCAAGCAAGGCAGUCGGCGUCGGGGAGGCGUCCACACGCGUGCCUUGACAAGAGCGCUCACGGGGUUCUCCGUUGAGGGAUGCGGCUCUCUCUACGACAGCCAGCAGCACGUGCAGCCGCAGCACGUUGCAGGGGGGGGAAGCGGCGCUGGCGAGGCGAUGAUCUGGUGCUGCUCGAACAGAGAUCCUUUUCAGCUCCGGCACGCGACUGCGUAUGGAGCUCAUCGAGACGCCGCUUCCGCCGUUAAACGCCGCAACAUGUUGACUCGACAGAUGCGCAGGCUGACGACUGCGGCUGGAGGAGGCGCUGGCGCUCCGGGGGGGGGGGCGGGAGAGGCUUUGGCGUGUGUUUCGAGGGUAGCAGCACCUGCAGGGGGGCCAGGCGCUUCGCGAGAUCACAGCCUUGUGUAUAUGUUCACACAAGGGUGUGGCACCACCGACUUCGCUGCCGCUGCGCCUUUCGGAGUCGAUUCGGAGUCGCAGCAAGCCAGCGCUUCCGCCGACGGCUGCUGCAGCGUGCUCGCCCCCGGAGCCUGCGGCGGCAGCAUGUGUCUGUACACCGCUGAGGAAGCCGCCGCCGAUCCAGCAGAUCGCUUCGUCCUUGCGCGGCUCCUCCUACGAGGUGCUGCAGCAGCAGCUGCAUCUGCAGCAGCAGCAACACCGCGUGCAGCAAAUGCAGCAGCAGCAACAGAAGCGUCUGCAACAGACGAAACUGCAACGGCUGCAGAGACAUCCACCACGCAAGCGACAACAACUCCACCGCCUUCAGUGUCAGCAAGCUCCGGCAGGCGAGCUGCUGCUGCUGCAGUCAUCGCCGCAGCCGCAGCAGCUGCUGCCGCAGGGAGCGGCGAACACGCAGCAGGGGCAGCAGGAGACGCUGGAGGUGUCGAAGGCGCUGUUGCUGACCAGAAUCUAAGCAGUGUCAACCUUGCUGCUGCUGCUGCUGCUGCUGCUGCUGCUGCUCGGGCUGUAGAGGCCCGACACCGACCAAUGGCGAUGGUGGGAAGCCUAACUGAUCCGCCUGGAAUAGAUAUUCGAUAG
Cyclospora cayetanensis is the source of this 2448-nucleotide messenger RNA. Its product is annotated as AF4/FMR2 family member 4. Bases 1 to 2448 code for a protein of 815 amino acids. Lineage: Eukaryota; Apicomplexa; Conoidasida; Eucoccidiorida; Eimeriidae. The record is from RefSeq and is a predicted model, not a curated record. The transcript has 10 exons.